Xiphias gladius (swordfish) is the source of this 1829-nucleotide messenger RNA. It is a transcript of the gene hwa, whose product is annotated as huluwa. The record is from RefSeq and is a predicted model, not a curated record. Lineage: Eukaryota; Metazoa; Chordata; Actinopteri; Istiophoriformes; Xiphiidae. The coding region runs from base 473 to 1432 and encodes 319 amino acids. The transcript has 3 exons.
CGAGGCUCUCCCAGGCGUCACUGCGGAGCUUUCGGACGCAGGGGUGCGGGGGGUCUGGCCUGCUGCCGCCACCUAGCGGUGAUCGGCCGCCACGACAACGCGAGGCGGCCCCCGGCACACAACGAGCCACACCUGUGGGUGUGCGCGAUUCGCGUGGCUGCCGACCGAGUGCGCGUUGCACAGUCGCGUCAGGUCGCGCCCAGGCUUUGAUAACAGCGGCAGUGUGGGUCCACAAUGACGAAGGCGAGGGUGGCAAAAGACCACAGUCACGUCUGGAGACGGAACACACGUGGGAAGCGUGUUGGCAUGUCGUUACUUGUGUUUAAAAACAAAAAACAAACAAACUUUCAAACUCAAAAGUGGUCCACGCUGAUUGACGCACCAAAACCACCUGUGCGUUCGGGGACAACGUGAAACCUCAGCUGAGACCGGCGACUCUCUGAAGUUCGCCCUUGAAGUCCUCUGGAAUGAAAUGUCGCGGAUAAGUCAGACCACACCGCCGUAUCCGACAGAGGGUCACCCCGUGACAAACCUGACUUUGGUCGUGCUUCUGCUCAUUCCCUGCGUGGUUGUCCUGCUUCUGCUGAACUGCCUCUUCCUGGGUUACAAGCUCCUGAUCCUGUCAAAGAGCGGCAGCAGACAGAAGCGAGCGGACACGGAGGAGAUGCUUUUGCAGUCCACCCUGCAGAGGAUCAGAAGACUCUCCGACGUGGCCUUCCCCCCGCUGCAGGACGGCCGGAGGGCUUACAUGUCUGUGUCGGAGCCUGUCCUGCCGCGCCCCGUCACUUCCUCCCGGGCUUCGUCCAGGGAGAGGGCCGGGGUGGACCACAGGAUCCGGCUCUUAAGGCCAGAUGGCGCCACCGGCUCGGGGUCACUGAGGGCGCCCAGCACCAUCCGGGCCACUUCCUCUGCAGCGGGUUUCACCCCCAGGCGCGACCUGCCCUCCGGCUCACGGGCGCACGGCGUCAGUAAAGCGGGCGGCUGGAGAAGCGCACCAGUUCUGCCGCAGUCCAGCGAUUCGGAGGCUGAGACCAGAAUCAACCUCGUUCCGCCAAACUCGCCCACGCAGGAGACGGAGCAUGUCGGUUACAUUUGUCGGAGCAGCACGUACGAGAUGCUGACAGAUGCGAACCCCGGUGCCGCGGCGCACGCGUUCGACAAGGCCGACGCGGAGUGCGGGUAUGGCGACCCGCCCUCGGAGACGUCCCGCCUGAACGCGUCCGCGGUAGGCCCUGGACUGGACAGCGACUUUGGUGCGAGUGCAGGUGUCUCCCUGCGGAUUUUGUCGGCGGACAGCGACGGUCUGUCCAACGGCGUGCUGGCCUCAGCUUUGGAGUGGGAUUAUUAUGACCCCUGCUAUGUCAAACAGAAUAAUGUACCCAAACAUAAACACCCCAGGCCUGCAAUGCGCACUAAACAGUACUGGGUGUGAUAUGAGCAGUAGUUUUAAUGUGUUUUUAUGUUUUGACUUAUUUAAUCUUAUUUAAAUAACUUAUUUACUUUUUUUUGGAAAGAGAUUUAAUGUAUUUAGAUUGUCUCACUAAUAAUCAAUAUGACUUUACACUAGUUUGAUUUGACUUUUAAUGAUAAAUGCACUCUGCCACUGAAGUUGUUCAAAUCGUGAAACGCACCUUCGUUUACAUCACUGUGAAAAGUUUACGGUGCACCUGUCACUUGUGUUACUGUUAAUCACUGACACUAUUUUGUAGCCACAGGGCUGCUCUGCCAGUUCUGGAUUUCAUAAACAUUCACAGUAAGAUUUAUACUCACUGCUAUUGUUUGAUAUGUUUUGAUUCACUCCGACCAAUAAAGACUAAUUUAGAAUUGAA